CCAAUGUUCUUUCAGGUGCUUGGUUAAAACUGAACUCUUUUACCGGGCUGGGGUUUUAAUUCUAAUCUGCACUUUCAAUAAAACAAUCCGAAUAUUGAUGAAAACAUUCUUUUAAAUCUCGGUAAUACUGCCGGUAGGUUGGGAGCGCUUACGGCUGUUAUGUUACUAACCUUGAAGGAAUAUAUAAAUAACUUGCGGAAGGCGGCCGGCGUGUUUUCUUUUCUUGACAAGUUGCCUGUGUCCAGUCCGUCAGUAGUGAAACAUGGCGGCUUUUCAACUAGAUUCAUUGAAGAAAUUAGUGUAUACUAUUCAUAAGUGUUCCAGUUUUUCAUCUACAUAUUUUCCAGAGAAUAUACAAGAAGAUAAGUCGAACGAUCAGUCAUCUAGGUGGUCAUCUGAUACCAACAAUCAUCCGCAGUUCAUAACAUUGAAACUUCAAAGGCAUUCAAUUGUGGUUUCCAUUACUUUUGGGAAAUAUGAAAAAACUCACGUUUGCAACCUCAAGAAAUUUAAAGUGUAUGGUGGAUUGUCUGAUGAAAACAUGACUGAAUUGUUGGAAAGUGGUCUCAAAAAUGACAGCACAGCAGAAACCUUCCAUUUGAGACACACAGUUGGAGACAGACCUUUCCCUUGCCGAUAUAUUAAAAUUAUGCCUUUGCAGUCAUGGGGACCUAGUUUUAAUUUUAGCAUUUGGUUUGUGGAACUCACUGGUUUGGAUGACUGGACUAUUGUGAAACCUUGUCUUGAUUGGUUUAACACGUAUCGAGAACAAGAGGUUGUAAGACUAUGUCUCAAACAUUUUCGGCAACAUAAUUACCAUUCAGCAUUUGAAAGUUUGCAAAGGCAUACACAAGUUAAGUUAGAAGAUCCUCUUCUGAGUGAAUUGCAUGAAAUAUUGGUUACGAAAGGUGACUAUGAAGGAACAGAACACUUCAUGGAACAUUCAGUCUCCAGUGGUUUAUUCAGUCAGUACAUUGGGCAACAGGAGUAUCGUCCUGUGUGGCAGCCCAUGCAGCUGGCUGACACAGAGACUCAGCCUGGCAUGAGAGGAGGCCACCAAAUGUGCAUGGAUCCAUACAAUGAAACUAUCUACUUAUUUGGUGGUUGGGAUGGAAAUCAAGAUCUUAGUGAUUUGUGGGCUUACCAUGUACCGACCAAGAAAUGGACCCUUGUUUCGAAAGACACUGAAGCAGAGGGAGGUCCUAGUGCUCGUUCUUGUCAUAAAGUGUGCCUGGAUCCUGAACAAAGGCAAAUAUUUACUCUUGGGAGGUAUCUUGACACACAAUAUAGGACACCUGAGAAUCUCAAAAGUGAUUUUUAUGUGUAUGAUAUUGAAAACAACCGGUGGACAUUAAUCACUGAAGACACUGGGACUAUGGGGGGACCUCAGCUGAUUUUUGAUCAUCAGAUGUGUAUAGAUGUAGAGAAGCGAACUAUUUAUGUAUUUGGUGGAAGAGUUUUAACUCCACCUCCUGGAAUGGCAGAUGAUAGACCAGGUUGUGUUGGUUUGGUGGGCACAUCUGAUCCAAUAUUUUCAGGACUUUAUUCAUAUCAUGUUCCUACAAAUACAUGGACAAAGCUAUGUGACGAUUGCAGUCGACCUAGCAGUCCAGGGGUACCAACCAUUCGUUCACGUGUGGGACAUUCAAUGUUGUUCCAUCCUGGUUGCAGAAAAUUGUUCAUCUUUGCUGGUCAGAGAAGUAAAGACUACCUUAAUGACUUCUUCACGUAUACUGUGGAUACUCAUGAAAUUCAACAGAUAUCUGAAGGAGCUAGAAGGGAAGCAUGUAACAUUCCAGCUGCUGGAUUUACACAAAGGGCAACCAUUGAUCCAGAUUUAAAUGAAAUAUAUGUGUUAUCUGGCCUAAGUAAAGACAAAGAAAAAAGAGAUGACAAUGUACAAAAUUCAUUUUGGGUGUAUUAUAUUAAACAAAACAAAUGGUCGUGUAUAUAUCGGAAUGAAAAUACAGGUGAACAAUAUUGGAAUAAAAUGCAACAUUUGGAACCCUGUCCACGAUUUGCUCACCAAUUAGUUUAUGACCCUGUAAAUAAAGAUGUCAUCAAGUUUGAGGAAAUAGCUCUCAAAAAUAGAAUGGCAGCAUUACAUUAUCUCCAAACAAGUCUGUCAGAGAUAAUUGAUCAUGAUGAUCCUGAACAAACAAAGGAGUUUCAGUUACUGACUUCUGUUCUUUUCUGUGAUCAAGAUCGUGAGCCAUCUGCAAGAACGGACUCGAGUGUAGAUGAAUUUGAUGUGGACUGCCAUCACAGACGAUCACAACUUUAUGACCAGCUCAUCACCUUCUUCCCUGAAUCUAUGACUCAGCCAAAAGGAAACUUGAUAGAUUUGAUUUCGUUGUGAUGUGACAAAUCGUUAUUUUUAAGAAACUUACAAUGUACAAUAGUGUGUUAGUGGUAGUGAGCAAUAUUCAUUUUGAAAACGCUGUGCUGCAGUAUUUUCUUCAAUUAUUAUUUAUGCAAAGCAUUAGAUAAUAGUCCAAAGGCGGUUAACAAAUUCCAGACAUUUGCUUUCAGAAGCAUUUGAUAAUAUUUCCAGACUUAAAACAAGAUUGCAAGAUUAAUUUCAGACCUUGCCUGCAUGUUUUGCAAUACAGUUCGGCCUAGAGGGUGUUGCUUCUCUUCUACACACUUGAUAUGCCUGUGUAGCAACUAAUUAUGGCUGUGUUUCAAGGAAAAUGGGAAAAUGCAGGGUAUGGAUGUUGGAUUAAAGAAUGGAUUUCUAUACGGUGUGGGUAUCUGCAUUCAUGUACAGAAUUCUAGAAUGUUCUUUGUUACUCAAAGUUCCUGUUUGUUAUGUUUUUUGAAGUUUUAUGUUCAUAUUUUCUUUAUUUAAGAUUUACUUAAUGUUGGAGACCACUCUCAAGUGUUUCUCAUUAUUUGUUUAUUUAAAAUAUUAAAUUGUGCUAUUGCUACAUUAUACAGAGGACAAAUCCUUGUUUAUUGUGGUGUCUCAUCAACACUUUCAUACACUUGUGCAUUGCAUCAUUUGUAUAUAAUUGUACUUACAUUGUCUCUGAAUGUGACAUACUAGAUUAGAAAUCUGUUGUUCCAGAAUGAUUCAGCAUAUGAGAUUGUACACUAAAUUAUAGGUUAGUGCUAGUGAUUUAUUUAAAGAUGGUCAGGGAAAAUUUCUUGGCUUGUAAAUGAAAUGUAUGAAAGUUGCUUCAUUAUGUGUUUGUUUUGUACAUUAUAUCCUGAACUUGUACAAAAUACUUUGCAAAACAAUGAAAUGCUUUUUAUUUACUUGUUUAUUUGCCAACUUUUGUCUCUUAACAUUUUUCUACGUCAAUCCUAAUUUUAUUGAAUUAGCUUUGAUAUGUAAAUUGCAAAUGGAAAUGAUUGUAUAUAAAUUGAAGUACAUAAAAAUAAUUUAAUUUUUAAAUUUGUUUCAAUUUCAUCUUGUACUAAUUGUGAGAGGUUAUAAUACCUGAAUUCCAUGGAUUUGAAUAAAUGUCACAUGUAAUUUUCAGAACAUGUGCAGAUUUCUUUCUGAAUGUUCAGAACCAAAGUAAAUGUUACCUUAACAUUUCAUCAAUAAAAAAAAAGGAAAUAAUUAAAUGUAGUUUCUAGUUCGCUUUAAUCAAUUUAAU
Molecule: messenger RNA, 3608 nt
Organism: Gryllus bimaculatus (two-spotted cricket)
Lineage: Eukaryota; Metazoa; Arthropoda; Insecta; Orthoptera; Gryllidae
Source: the annotation of a GenBank genome assembly